Molecule: messenger RNA, 1762 nt
Organism: Megalopta genalis
Lineage: Eukaryota; Metazoa; Arthropoda; Insecta; Hymenoptera; Halictidae
Source: RefSeq, a predicted model, not a curated record
AUGUUCUACAGCUGAAUGAUACCAACCUGCACCACACUUCAAUUCCUUAUAUUUACACUAUAAUAAUUGUGUACAAUAAUCGCAUUAAAUUUAUGAAAACUAAUGUUAAGAUAAGCAUAUCAUUAAUAAAUGAUAUCUAUGUAUAUAUAAAUUCAAUUAAUGCCAGAGUGUAGCGUGAUAGAGAUUAUUUGGUAUUUAUUUCACUUGCAUUACACAAUUGUAAACAAUACUAACAGUAAUACCGUUCAAUAAUAAUAAAAAUGUUAUCUGUACGUCAUAUUUUAACACCUUCAAAGGAGAUGGAUAUGAAGAUAAAUGAAAAGAAUAAAGAAAGUAAAGUAGAGGAACAUAUGAAGCAAGCAGCAGAACUACUAACUUCAUCAGUUGGUGGAGAUAAAGAGAAAAUUGUUUCCUCACUGCUAUAUAGUCUUGCUACUGUGAAAAAUAAACAACUUAUAGAGGACAUCGAAUCUCCAAGUUUUGAGUCAAAAAAUGAAGUUGAUAGAUUUAAAAAGGGAAGUAAAAUAUACAGUAAAAAUAUGAGUAGAACUUCAAAGUUUGGAAAUUACAAAGAUAAAUUGAAAACACCAAAUCAAAUGUCUUUAAGAACACCAUCUGUAAUUAUAUCGUUGAAAGAAAAAAGUCAGAACGAAAAGAGUCCAAGACAAAGGACCUUAAAGAAACAAAACUUACGGAAAGAGCAACAACAGCAAGAGGAUCUACAAAUGCAACAGUCUAUAAGUAAACGCAAUGAACCAUCCAUAUUUGAAGAAUUAAAAGCGAGUCAGUCUAUAAGAGGAGGAAUGUAUAAAAACCGAAGGAUAUCUCAUAAGAAAGAGAAACUACAAAGUCUACAAGACUACAAGAGUGCUACAACGCCAUCAAAACAUCAAGUGCAGGAAGGAGAGAAACAACGAGAGCAGGAACAGUCAUCAAUAAUUAAGGAAUUAUUAAGGAAGCGUAAAACAAAAUCACAGUUUUUGGACACUGAACUGGCAAUAUUAAAAAAGGAGAAUGAAAGACUAAAAGAAUAUGAGUCAUCCAUAGGCAGAUCAUUGUUGAGUAAGAAGUUUAAUGUAGAGUUGAAUGAAGAUAUGGUCAAAUUGAGUUCGCAAUGGAGAAGCAUAAAGGAUGAAAUACAUGUAGAAAAAAGGAUGGCUGGAAUUUCGUCUCUACAUUGCAUAUUAUUUGAUGAUGAUGUGGAAGCAAUUAAAAAAUGGGACGAAAAUUAUAUGAGUAAGUAUAACAAUAUUUUUCAUGGAAUCAAUGUGACUUCUCCAAAAACUGUUGAACUUGACACAUGGAGCAUGUGUGAGAAGAAAUAUAUGGAAGAGCUAAUGAAAAAAUACCCAGAAAAUGGAUUUCAAGAAAUGAUUCAAUGGACUGAGGAGGGAAAACUAUGGAAGUUCCCUAUUGACAAUGAACAAGGAAUGGAUGAGGAACAGAAUGUACAUUUCUCAGAGCAUGUAUUUUUGGAGCGACAUUUAUCAGGAUGGUGUCCAACUACAGGUCCCAUACGUCAUUUUAUGGAAUUGGUGUGUGUUGGACUUUCAAAAAAUCCAUAUCUGAAGGUUCAAGAGAAAUAUGAUCACAUAAUGUGGUACAAAGAAUUCUUUGAAAAUAAAAAUGAUUUACUAAAGAAACUAGGGCUUACAGAGAUUGCACAAAAUAAAGAGAAACAAGCUCAACUAACUCAAUAACAAUCUUGUCUGUAUAUAUGGAAAAAAGAGAGUGUAAUAAAAAAAAAUUUGUAUAAUUAAUA